Messenger RNA from Aspergillus heteromorphus CBS 117.55, 650 nucleotides. RefSeq lists its product as uncharacterized. Bases 105 to 632 code for a protein of 175 amino acids. The transcript has a single exon. Lineage: Eukaryota; Fungi; Ascomycota; Eurotiomycetes; Eurotiales; Aspergillaceae. The record is from RefSeq and is a predicted model, not a curated record.
CUCGUCCGUUGCUAUGCCGGUUACCUGCCGACCUACUCCGUAGCUAACUACCUAGCUACCUAGCUACUUACCUAGUUGGUUAAAUAGCUAGAUAGCUAGUAGCUAUGUCUGUCUCAAGCUCAACUAUCUAUCUACCUUACAGGCUGACUGCUACUGCUACUGCUAAUGCUACGUACUAUCUACACCAAAUCCAAAUACACAGGGUAAUACAAAACCACCUCCGGGGCACCAACAGCCCCGUGCGCCCUUCCCUUUCGUCAUGGGCAGCGCCAGCAGCCAGCCAGCCGGGUAGCGAUGGAAUUCCGGGGGAUUCUCACCGUUGCCCGGCGCGGUCGCAUUUUGCCCUGGGCCUACCCUGCACACUCGAACCUGGGGGAGCGAGCAGCAGCAGCAGCAGCAGCAGCAGGACCAGGAAUGCGGCAUGUAACCACGUCAGCCAAGCCCCCAACCCGCAACCCCAGCCAUCUGAAUUAGGACCGGGGGGGGGGAGGAACUCACGGAAGGAAUCAGCUAUCGAAUUCUGGGGAAAUCCUCUUGGACUCUGGAGUUCGAUCCGCGGAUUGACACUCAGCAGGUCGGUCUGUCGGUCGGUCGGUCGGUCAGCUGAAGACGUCCGUCGGACGAGCAGAUAGAUAGAUAGUCAGUCAGUU